This is a messenger RNA of Peronospora matthiolae, 309 nucleotides long. NCBI's taxonomy places the organism in Eukaryota, Oomycota, Peronosporomycetes, Peronosporales, Peronosporaceae. The record is from the annotation of a GenBank genome assembly.
AUGCGCGGUGUGUUUUUGACGAAGUCCGUCUGGCACGUUGUCAACCGUGAAGUGACUCCGACUUUCACCGACCCGCGAGCGUCCGAUGACUACGUCAAGGCAAGCAACGUCGCGUUUGGUAUGAUGCUGCUGCACAUGAACGCGGACUACCAUCAUGUGCUGGACAACUGCGAGGAAGCCUGGGUUGCGUGGACAAGUCUGAAGACGCUGUACGGUGGGUCGCAGAAGGCAGGACGCAUCUACCUCAAGCGACAACUUUUCAGUAUCAAGAUGGCUGAAGGCGCGAAUGUCAUGCAUCACUGCUGUUGA